AUGUGUGACAACAAGGAUGAGAUGGAAGAAAAGGAAAAAGAAAGAAAAGCAAUGGUUCACACAAAAGGUGAUUGGAGAAGAAAGCGCAAACUCAAACAAAACCCGAAUCCAAAUCCAAAUCCAAAGACCCUUUUUCUUCCUGAAUCCAAAGCUUCCACCUUUGCAAGCUUUCUCCAAGUGGGUCAUAAAAGAAUUAGAAAAAGAAGAAGAAAUGUUGCAGUUGUUCUUCACAGUGGCUUUCUCCACAGUUCCUCUGACCCUUUAUGUGCCACCGAUCAGAAGCUUGAAUUUGUUUGUGGAAGCUUGAUUUUUCUUGGACCCUUUUUUGUGGUUCUUGAUUUUUUUGUGCUGCAAUAUUUCUCCUUUUUUUUUCUUUUCUUUUUCUUGGUCAUCAUCACCGCCCACGAGGUCCUCCUCCUCAACUCACGUGACCCCUCCGUCACCCCCUUCGUCCAAGAGCUCCAGGCCAGGAUCCUCCGCCACCACCAGGCCUUCUCUUCCAAACAUCACGACCACCACACCGACUCCGACCCCGACCACGACCACGUCCCCGAUGCCAUCAAGAUUCUCCCUUUCGAAUUCGUGGCCCUGGAGGCCUGCCUUGAAGCCGCCUGUAGCGUAUUGGAGAACGAGAUCCGUGCUUCCCUCUUCUCUUCUUUUCAUUUCUUGCCGACAAUUUCCCUCUGUCUUUACCCUAAAUCUCUCUCUGAUGACUCACAGGCAAAGACGUUGGAGCAGGAGGCUCAUCCCGCCUUGGACAAGCUCACAUUCAAGAUCAGUACUCUCAAUUUGGAACGCGUUCGUCAAAUUAAGAACCGAUUGGUCGCCAUCACUGCCCGUGUUCAGAAGGUGAGGGAUGAAUUGGAGCACUUGCUGGAUGACGACGAUGAUAUGGCUGAGAUGUAUCUGACGGAUAAGUUAGCCGAACAGUAG
Vigna angularis (adzuki bean) is the source of this 933-nucleotide messenger RNA. Its product is annotated as magnesium transporter MRS2-6, mitochondrial-like. NCBI's taxonomy places the organism in Eukaryota, Viridiplantae, Streptophyta, Magnoliopsida, Fabales, Fabaceae. Bases 1 to 933 code for a protein of 310 amino acids. Gene Ontology annotation, biological process: magnesium ion transport. The record is from RefSeq and is a predicted model, not a curated record. The transcript is spliced from 3 exons. Gene Ontology annotation, molecular function: magnesium ion transmembrane transporter activity.